Molecule: messenger RNA, 647 nt
Organism: Sorex fumeus (smoky shrew)
Lineage: Eukaryota; Metazoa; Chordata; Mammalia; Eulipotyphla; Soricidae
Gene: LY6G6C
Product: lymphocyte antigen 6 family member G6C
Exons: 3
Coding region: 45-422 (125 amino acids)
Cellular component (GO): external side of plasma membrane; protein-containing complex
Source: RefSeq, a predicted model, not a curated record
UCUCGGAAGGUGCUACAGUUGCCGCUGUUCCCAGGACCCUCGCCAUGAAAGGCUUCGCGCUGCUCAUCCUGCUUUCUCUGCUGUGCUGGGUCUCAGCUGACAUUCGCUGUCAUUCCUGCUACAAGGUCCCCGUGCUGGGCUGUGUGGACCGGCAGUCCUGUCGCCUGGAACCAGGACACAAAUGCCUGACAACUAAUGUGUACCUUGGUCGGAUGUGGAUUUACUCCAACCUUCGAUGUGGCACACCGGAAGAGCCCUGUCGGGAGGCCUUCAACCAAACCGUCCACAAGCUGGGCCUCAACUACAAUACCACCUGCUGCGAUAAGGACAACUGCAAUAACCCAGCCCCUCGGCCCACCCCUGCCCUCUCCCUUGUCUUCCUCGCCUCAUUGGCUGGUGUUGGUCUCUGGCUGCUGCACUGAGACGUUGUCCAUGGCUGCCUCUCUUCCCACCUGCCUUAGCCUGAGCCCUGCUCCCUGUGCCCUGGCUUUCCAGAAGGGUCUCACCCUCACCAUCUUUGCUCUAAAAAGCAUUUCUCCAGAUCCUUCACAUUUCUUUAAUUAGAGAGUGGUCUCCCUGUCCAUCUUCUCCCUCCCUCCCCUCUACUCUCUUUUUAUCAAGUCCCUUCCAUUUCCCUAUAGACCAUU